Molecule: messenger RNA, 7277 nt
Organism: Girardinichthys multiradiatus
Lineage: Eukaryota; Metazoa; Chordata; Actinopteri; Cyprinodontiformes; Goodeidae
Product: rho GTPase-activating protein 21-like
Exons: 26
Coding region: 543-6341 (1932 amino acids)
Biological process (GO): signal transduction
Molecular function (GO): protein binding
Source: RefSeq, a predicted model, not a curated record
UGGGAGAUUCGUCAGUUAUUCGUUCAGAUUGUCGCGCCGCCAAACGGGAGGACGGAGGAGUACUUUUUGUCCCAAUGUUUGGGAAGGGGGUGGUUUUCGCCUCGAAUUAAAUGUCGCAAAUGGAUGGACAUGAAUGAAGACUACAGGUUAAAUUUUCUCGACGCCCCCCUAGCGGAGAAAUGCUUCGUGAGGGGCGUUUACCGUGUUUUUUCCAGCGCGUUUUUCCUAACAGGUAGCGACCGUCAGUCAGUGUGCCGCUGAAACGAGACUGAAUAUCCCGCUUUAUAAUCUCUUGACAGCCUUUUUAAACCCAUCCUUGGAGUGACGGAGGGAUCUGGGAAGUGCUUUACUCUCAUCACAAUCAUGGACAACGUGUCUUUUCACUCUGUUAUUCAUUAUUUGUAACAGAUUUGCAGCCACCGAUCGACAUGAAGAAAGUGGACGCUGUGGAUUAGGAUCUUUUUUGUUUGUUUUCCCCCUUCGUUUUCUAUUUUCUUUUGUUUUUUGGGGCUUUAUCCUCCUCACGUCAAUGUGGGCUCUAAAUGACCUCUCCCCACUCUGUGGUUUGGAAUGAAAUGAUGGCAGCUCGUUGGAGUGAUUCCCCACAGGACAAUGAAGAGCGGAACCACACAGCUGUAACUCCCGCUUGUCAGACGAAGCAGAAGGAUGGUCGGGAUCAGAGCGAGACGUCGGCCACCGUUACCCCAGGGGCCGAGGAGGAGCCGUUUUCCUGGCCGGGGCCGAAGACGCUGUGCCUGCGGCGAACGUCGCAGGGCUUCGGCUUCACGCUGCGACACUUCAUCGUCUACCCGCCGGAGUCUGCUGUCCACAACUCUCUGAAGGAUGACGAGAACGGCAGCCGAGGGCCAGGGAGACAGAGGAACCGUCUGGAGCCAAUGGACACCAUUUUCGUCAAGCAAGUGAAGGAGGGUGGCCCCGCCCACGGAGCUGGACUCUGCACAGGGGAUCGACUUGUGAAAGUGAACGGUGAAAGCAUCAUCGGGAAGACUUACUCCCAAGUCAUAGCUUUGAUCCAGAACAGCGAUGCCACGUUGGAACUCUGUGUGAUGCCAAAAGAUGAGGACAUUUUGCAGCUGUUUUCCAGGGAUAUCACUGCUCUGGCGUAUUCCCAGGAUGCAUACCUCAAAGGAAAUGAGGCUUACAGCGGAAAUGCCCAGAACAUCCCGGAGCCCCCUCCCAUAUGCUACCCUCGGAUAGAGCUCAAGGCUGCGGCCGUGGCCCAGCCGUUGGACCAGGGACCGGCAAGGCGAGGGGCCCCCACGGAGAACAGCUAUCGGAUGGAGAUCCCUGUCCCUUCGUCUCCUGAUCCUUCACCCCAGCAGGUGUUGAAGCCUCAGUCGGCCACAUCCAUCAAUAAUGAGAGCGUCAGGACUCCUACUGUACCCCUUAAUCCGGUGGAGAGUGGGUCCCGGCUUACUCUGACUGAACCCUGCCACAGGACAGAAGGAAACCGGUACAGUUCCCCACCAGAUAGACUCAGACCCCUUAUCCCCAGUGUCCCAGGAAUUGCCCAGUUACACUACACUUGCCCAUCACCAGCUUCCAGACCUGGUACGGUCUAUCCUGAGACCUCAUCCGCCUCAGUGCGAGCCCCUCUCGCUGCUACAUCGACGGACACUUUCUCUACAACCACCUCACCCACCACCAACCACUGCUCCCCCUCCCCCCCAGCACCCACCACCUCGCCUCACCAGAACAUUGACUGGAGGAACUACACCACCUACAAGGACUACAUCGAUGCCAAGAGACUGCAUACGUAUGGCUCCCGCACCAUCCAGGAACGCCUGGAUAGCCUGCGAGCGGCAACCGGCUCUAACUCCGCCUACACCCAGCAGCGUACCCCACUGCCCUGCGACAAUCAGAAAGGGGCCUCAGGCUCUCAGGUCAGACGGAGAAGCGCCUCCAAUGACCGCGGGACGGAUCCUGCUGCGACGACUCCGCUUCGCAGCGCCUCCCAGGAGAGGCUCGGAGGCCCACCAGAGAGGACUUCUCGGAACUGGCCUCGGAGCGCUUCUCAGGACGCUCUGCCCUUCUCUAGCACUGUCAGGGUCAUCAAACCCCGAGCAAGGUCCUGCGACCAUAUAGGCCAGCAGCUCGGAGAGCGAAGCGUGGUGAGGUUUGGAGACAAGGUGGAGGAAAGACAGGAAACAAGAGCCCUUCCUCCUCUAAAUAGGAGUCUUACAGGUCCAGAGCAGGAAGAGAGAUUAUCUAACUUGCCUCUAUCUACUCCUGAUGUUACAAAAGGUACAACAGAUUCUGCACUGACGGCGAGAACAGAUGGUCUCAUAAUGAGACCCUCACGUCUGCCUGUCAAAAACUCGCUCUCUGACUUUUCUCCCACCUCAUCCUCCAUUAAAACCACAGAGCCUCUCAGAGACCAAAGAGCUAACACCACGGGGAACCAUCUCAGUUACUCCUCCCCUCUGAACCUUCAGCUCAGGGGCAGAACAGACAGUCUGAAGAUGGAGAACAGGUUGGAGUCGGGAUUAGCUGCCAGGUCCUCAUCCUGCUCCAGUGCCUCCUCCAGGCUCCCCACACACAGACCGGUAAAGAGCGAAGUGGUCACAAUAUCCUCAACCGCAGCUGUCGCCCAAAAGCCAAAUGUGAAAGAAACAAGUGCACUUGAGAGGACUAAUGGCGGUCUUUCAGAGGGUGUCAAAGGACCUGAUGCAACGGUUGUGGUCCUAAGAAGGAACAAGACAUCUGGAGUUGCCUGCGCUCGCCCUCCGUCCUACGUGUUGGCCGUCAACGACAAACAGAGAGAGCUGACGCACAAGUCGCCGCCGUUGAUGAAGGCCGCCUCUGCAGAUGGAACGAUGUGCUGGGUGUCCAAUGAGAGCUGCAGGGAGAUGCAUCUGAGGAGGCUGGAAGACACGAGACACAAAUCUGGCUCCAGCAACCUGGAUGACUCCCUGGACUCAAUCCCUUUCAUAGAUGAACCGUCCAGCCCCAGCAUCGACCAGGACAGUACCCACAUUCCUGCUUCCGUGCUGAUCUCUUCGACGCCCCUCAUCGCCACCAUCCCACCCAGCCCCACGUCUUCGUCUCCUCUCAUUCGGCGCCACCUGUCACAUGAUCAAGAUUCUCUUCACCUGACAAUUAUUGGGUCAGACUCUGGUACCAAAUCUGAGCGGUCCAAGUCGUACGAUGAAGGUAUCGAUAACUACCAUGAGGAAAGCAGAGGGAGGUCUUUGCUUCCCAGUCUGAAAGGCUUGAGGAAGGGUGUGGACAGGUCAUCAGAGGAUUCUGGGUCCAGGCGAGAUUCCUCAUCAGACAUCUUCUGUGAUGCAAUCAAGGAGGGUUUGCUACAUUUUAAGCAGCUUCAUGCAGAUAAGGGAAAGCGCGUCGGAGGAGGAAAUCGACAGUGGAAACAGAUGUACGCCGUGCUGAGAGGCCACUACCUCUGCCUGUAUAAAGACAAGAAGGAGGGCCAAGCUCACGCCAGCUGCCAAACCAUAGAGGAGCCCCUGCAGAUUAGCAUUAAGGCCUGUCUGAUUGACAUCUCCUACAGUGACACAAAGCGCAAGAACGUCUUGAGGCUGACCACGUCAGAUUGCGAGUAUCUGUUCCAGGCUGAGGACCGAGAGGAUAUGCUGGCCUGGAUCAGAGUCAUACAGGAGAGCAGCAAUCUGGAUGAGGAGAACGCAGCUUUCACCAGCCAUGACCUCAUCAGCCGGAGGAUCAAGGAGUACAACACCUUGAUGAGCCCCACAGGCAGCAAGCCUGAGCCGUCACCCAGAGCCUCACGCCAGUCGCUCAGCAUCAGACAGACGCUGCUGGGAGGUAAAGGAGAGCCCAAAGCAACGAGUCCACACUCACCCAAACCCGAGCAGGAGAGGAAGAACAUGCACAAAGAUGACACCAGUCCUCCCAAAGACAAAGGGACAUGGAGAAAGGGCAUCCCUGGGCUUAUGAGGAAACCUUUUGAGAAGAAGCCAUCUCCUGGAGUCACAUUUGGAGUCAGGCUGGAUGACUGCCCUCCUGCACAGACCAACAAGUUUGUGCCUCUGAUCGUAGAGGUUUGCUGUAAGCUGGUGGAGGAGAGGGGACUGGAGUACACGGGCAUCUACAGGGUCCCCGGAAACAACGCUGCCAUCUCCAACAUGCAGGAAGAGCUCAAUAACAAGGGCGUGGGUGACAUCGAUAUCCAGGAUGAUAAAUGGAGGGACCUCAAUGUGAUCAGCAGCUUACUGAAGUCCUUCUUUCGAAAGCUUCCUGAGCCCCUGUUUACCAACGAUAGGUACGCAGAUUUCAUUGAAGCCAACAGAAUAGAGGAUCCAGUGGAGAGACUCAAGGUGCUGAAGAGACUGCUUCAUGAGCUACCGGAUCAUCACUAUGAGACCCUGAAGUUCCUCUCAGCUCAUCUGAAAACUGUAGCUGAGAACUCAGAGAAAAACAAGAUGGAGCCGAGGAACCUGGCCAUCGUGUUUGGCCCCACCCUGGUGCGCACCACCGACGACAACAUGACCCACAUGGUGACGCACAUGCCCGACCAGUACAAGAUAGUGGAAACACUCAUUCAGAACUACAACUGGUUCUUCACUGACGAUGGAAAUGGAGAUCCAGUGACCGUUUCCCCCGAUGAGAACGUCGUCGAGUCUCAGCCCGUCCCCAACAUCGACCACCUGCUCACCAACAUCGGUCGCACCGGCACGUCGCAGGGUGACGUAUCAGAUUCACCAACUAGUGACUCAGCUAAAUCUAAGGUUUCCUGGGGUUAUGGGAAGGACCAGUGCAGCAGAGAGCUUCUGGUCUCCUCCAUCUUUGCUGCCGCCAGCCACAAAAGAGGGAGGUCAAGGGAGAAGCCGCAGCCUAGCAGCUCAGAUGAUGAUCUCGAUGCCGUGUUCCCCAGAAAGGAAGUUCCCGGCCAAAAAGUGAACAACCACUCACUGCAGACCAAGGCUCCAAGCCAGACCCGUCCCAACCCCACCACCAAGCCGAGAGCUGAGGAGAGGAAGGAGAACGGUAGAGCUGUUGAAUUCACAUUUAAAGCCAAGAGGGAGCACAGAAACUCAUCUUUACUCAAAGAAAAGACUCCACCCCGACGUCCCUCGCCUUCACCCUCACCAUUGCCAAUUAUCAGCGAUCAAACAGCUGCCCAGAGGAAGAUUUCCCUGUCGUACCCCCCAUCCCAGCUGGAAGAAAACACCUCUGACCUUGGGACCAUGAGCUCUGGGGCAUCUGUCUCACGAUCAAGACCCAAAAAGUGGACUGGUGGAGCUUUCAUGGAUCUGCCUGCCAGUGUGGGACAAGGAGCAGGGACGUCAGCCGGAGCUGAGGUGAGCUCCAUCACCUCCGACUAUUCUACCACCUCCUCCAUCACAUUCCUGACCGGCGCGGAGUCAAGCGUGCUCAGUCCGGAGCUACAGGGCGGGGAGGAGGCUGACGACGAGCGCAGCGAGCUCAUUAGUGAGGGGCGACCCAUGGAGACAGACAGCGAAAGUGAAUUCCCCGUGUUCGCUCCCGGAGGUGGCAGCAGCCAGUCCACGCCUUGCCCGAAGCAGAGUCAGGAGAAAACUGAUGCUGGGGGUAAAGAGGGCAUCCCAGAGGGGGCGGGCACACAGAGACAGGAAGCACGGCGCCUCUUCCCCACACACAGGAUGAUUGAAUGCGACACUUUAUCCAGAAAGUGGUCCCUAAGGCAUAAAACUGAUAGUGACUCGUCAGCAGAGGGGGCUGUGGGGAACGAGGGGAGAGCAGAGCCUUCCAACCGGUUUUCUCGAGUCUUGGAGGUGAUGAAGAAAGGCCGGUCGUCAAGCAGCAUCAGCUCCUCUUCACGCAGCGAGUCGGAGCGCCCUGAGCCGGCCUGGCACCUGAAAAUCACAGAGCGGCUGAGGUUCAGGAUACGAUCAUCUGCUGAUGACAUGUUCACCACGAAGGGCCAGGCUCCUGAUGCUCAGAGCAAGAAGAAGAACAUCCGCCGGAGGCACACCAUGGGCGGGCAGAGAGACUUUGCAGAGCUAGCGGUUAUUAACGAUUGGAGGGAGCAGGGGGGCGUAGACCAGACAGCCGAUCUGUCGGCUCUGGACCGCCUCAAGCCCACGUGGUCCUCUCAGGACCAUUCCAUCAGAGACUGGAUCACCCGUGAGCGCCUCAGAGGCUCCGAACCGAGUGCAGAGGUGGCUCCCAAAGCGGUGCCAGAGGACGAUCAUCCCGCAGCUCCGGACACUGUACCUGAAAAACCUCAGCCAACGAAGGCAGCGCAGGUUAAUGGAGACGGGCUGCAGGACACAAAUAAAACCCAGCUGGGGUCGGACGCUCACCCACACAAACUCUCCAGAGCACAAGUUACCCGCUCUCGGUUUUACCAGUACCUGUAGGUGUAGAAACCGUAACUAAAGACAGAGCGAGUGUGUUCAAGUGUGAAUGUGUGUAUUUUAGCACAAUAUUUUUAUACUAAAGUAUACUUUCUGUAUUUACUGUACAUACUGUGUAUAAGCUCUGAUGAUUGUUACUAAACUAAUGUUAAAGAUGAUUAAGUUCUCUGCCAUACUGGAACAGACACGGAAAGGAAACAUGAACUUUCUCCUGCAAAACUGACCCGAGAGUCUUUAUUCUGUCAUAUGGACACAGAUGAUAAUGAAGAUUUUCACAGCAGGAGGAUUCAUGGUUCAGUUCUUCCUCAUGUAUGAAGAAUGUUUUACUUUUUCUGGGCUAAUACUAGACGCUUGUGACAAUACUGUCUGUUUUUGUUCUGUUUGUACUUGAAGUACGUAGGAAUACUAACGGCUGCUUUCUGAGCUGCGUUCUGUGGGAAGUUUUAUUUCUGCAGCACACUCAACAACAGCCAGAUAUUAGCUGGAAGAACUGGAGGAUGGUUAUAGUUUUAUCCCUAAAAAAAAAGGCUAUGAAAUGGUAAUGACGAGAUGCUGACGCUAUAGUAUGUAAUGCUUUGGUACAUUAGUUUUUAUUUCCAAAAAAAGUAUGUUUUUACCUGUGCAAGUUGUUCUUAUCUGAAAAAGUGCCUCUUUUGUUUUCUUUUUAAAAGCAGUUUUUAUAAACAGUUAUCAUUCACAAAAGGAUUGUUUGAAACAAGAACUCCAGUUUUCAGUGAAAUCUACAACUCCAGCAUUUGUUUCCCCACCCCCACCUGUGUUUUUAAAGUGCAGUAAAAGGCACCAGCGCCUUUAACUGGAAGAAAAACAAGCUAGGUUUGAAACCUGUAUUAUAUGAAUGUUUGCUGCAGCAGAGCAUGGGUUCAGUCCCCCCCCCCCCUUCCCAACAAACACUGGAAAUAAAUAAAAAUCGUAAGUAUA